GCCAGACACUUCACCCAGAGCUGCGUUGUGGGGCUGGUGCUGCCAUGGAAGCAGUACCUCCCUUGGGAUGCACAUUUCCCACCCCUGGAGGCAGGGUACAGGACUGGUGCACGUGGAUCCCCCAGGUGUGGAUCCCCCAGCACCUCUUCCACUGGCUGUGAGUCUGGGUUUGGGGCAGAGCUGCUCUGUGCCCACCUGUCCCCAAGGCCUGGCUCUCGUGCUCUCCCUCUGAGUGAGCUGGGACUGGGCUUCAUCCCAUGGCUGCCACAGCUGGAGCCAGUGCUGUUGGAGUGGAAAUCUGCCCUCGUGUGUCAGCCCAGCCCUGAGCUGAGCUCUGCACACACAGCCCAGCUGUGGCUCUGCACUGUCUCCAUGGGGACACAGAUCCACACUGGCAGCUCCUCGUGGGAGCCACUAGAGGGAAGGUGCUGGGACAGGCACCAGGAAUUCUCCUGCAUCCCCUCCCUCCCUGUCCCUCGUGGUACGCUGACCCUUCACUUCCUGCUGGGGUAUGGAGCCUUCUCCCUGUCCCCCAGCAUCACCACCCCACCCAGCUCUGCACAUCUGGGACCAAAAUCUGCUGCAGCCAGAGCCCCCCCAGCCUCGCCUGCUGCUUGCACGAGGAGAGCUUGGCAGUGCCCCCCAGUAGGUAGUGGGUCUACCUAGGAUUUGGGGACCAGUAAGUGACCAAACUGCACCACUAACCACUUCUUCCUUACAAAGCAUUCCCGUGCCCUGGAAUCUCUGUACAUACGUGACUCUGUCAUUUCUCAUCCUGCCGUUAGGACACUCGUACAAAUACCACUCGUGCUCUGAAAUGGAACCAAUAAAUUAUGUUGUAUUUACACAGCA
Messenger RNA from Passer domesticus (house sparrow), 852 nucleotides. RefSeq lists its product as uncharacterized. Lineage: Eukaryota; Metazoa; Chordata; Aves; Passeriformes; Passeridae. The record is from RefSeq and is a predicted model, not a curated record.